AUGAAAGGAAAGGUUAAUGCCAUUGUGAACUUCACGUAUCAACAUUUUAAAGCCUCACUGGAAAUGACAGUUUGGGUGCCACGGCUCCCUCUGCUGAUAGAUGUGUCUGACACAGAAUUAAAUCAGAUCAAAGGUUGGAGGGUUCCUAUUAUGACAAAUAAGAGACCAGCAAGGGACAGUGAAGAUGACGAUGAUGAUGAUAAAAAGGGUAAAGGUUGUACUUUACAAUACCAACAUGCCUUACUGAGAGUCCUCACACAGUUCAUCGCCGAAUCUCCUAAUGUCGCUGGACAGCUAAAUUACCUGCUUGGAUCUGAUUGGCAGGUGGACAUAACUGAUCUAAUUAGUGAAUUUAUCACGAUGGAUGAGCCAAAAGUUCUAAGAAUUCAAGGCCAGAUGCUGAUUGGGCAGGAAGCCGGUAUGACAACUUUACAGAUACUGUCCCCUCUUUCGGAUGCUAUCCUAGCCGAGAAGACAGUGAUGGUUGUAGAUGAGAAAGUGGCAGUCACAGAUUUAGGAAUUCAGGUAGUCACAGGAUUGUCACUAUCUCUUCAGCUCAGCACUGGGAGCAACAGAGCAAUCUAUGCAACUACCACAGCACGAGAGCACUUUAAUUCUCCAAAACAGGAAGUAGAGAUCAGUUGCUGGAUCCAGUUUAGCGAUGGUACAGUGACUCCAUUGGAUUUUUAUGAUGCUAAAGACUUUUCAUUAAGUGUGACAUCAUUGGAUGAAAAGGUUUUCACUGUUUCUCAAGAUGCCAAAUCAAAAUGGCCAACUUUCUCAGCCAUUGCUGAAGGCCAAGGAGCACUGGUCAAGGUAGAACUCAUGAUAAGUGAGCUUUGUCAAAAGUCAAAAAGAAAGAGCAUCCUCACUAUUGGUUUUGGACACAUAAAAGUCAAAUUUGGGCAGGACACUAAAAAUGACAGUAGAAAUGUGCAUUACAGAGAUCGCUUUGAAACCCACUACAUUGGCAGAAGACAGAAGAUUUCACUAGAAGGUCUGAAACCUGAUGGUGCUUAUUUUGGAACCCCGUCUAUGGAAAGAGAUGUUAUGAUCAUGAACAGGGCUACGACUGAUAGAACCCAACUCAACAAAAAAAGAGAACGGGAUAGUCUUUUAGAUGAUGACAGUCAACUCCCCAACAUCCCCAUGGAUUUUACCAGUUUUCCUGUACAGGUUGAUGUACCAAGUAAUAAUGGAGAUACGGAAGAAAAUGAUCUUGUGCAGAAUACACGAGGUCUGAGUGAUCUGGAAAUUGGAAUGUAUGCAUUGUUGGGUGUCUUUUGCCUGGCCAUACUUGUUUUCCUUAUAAAUUGUGUUACAUUUGCAUUGAAAUAUAGACACAAACAGGUCCCAGUAGAUGAGCAAGAAACAAUGACACAUGCACAUGACUGGGUUGGUCUUACAAAUCGAACAGAAAUUUUGGAAAAUAAUAUUAACUUCCCUAUGCAGCCAGAAGAAUGCAUAACAGCUGUAGACAGAGGAGUUAAUGUUACAGAAGGCAAAUACCUUCUUACUUCAAACCCACCCAAACCUGUUAAUGGACAGACAUAUAGAUCUGCAGAGACUUCAUUCAAUGAAGUGAAGGAACAGAGGGGGGAGUCUGCUGCCUCGCCUACCUCCAAAAGGAAACGUGUAAAAUUUACUACGUUUAGUAAUAUCCCUCCUGAAGAUGGAUGUCCUAACAUCAAACCCAUGUUAUUGAACAAUGAGGAUGAUAUAAAAUGGGUGUGCCAAGACUUAGACAUGGGAGAUUGCAAAGAGCUUAGAAACUAUAUGGAAAGAUUACAUGAAAAUGUAUGA
Molecule: messenger RNA, 1803 nt
Organism: Staurois parvus
Lineage: Eukaryota; Metazoa; Chordata; Amphibia; Anura; Ranidae
Source: the annotation of a GenBank genome assembly